UCCAACACUAAAAGUAAAGCAACAAAAAUUUGGGCAACCAAAAUAGCAACUGUUUGGAAAAUCUAUUAAUUUAUUAAUAAAAUAUAACACAAAUCUCGUGAAAAUGGCGGCAAAGGUUGCAAGCGGCGCUAAUAAAGUCUUUCAAAAUCACGAUGAUGUCCACAUCUCCUUCGAGGACCAGCAACGGAUAAACCGCUUUGCCAAGCACAAUGCCCGCAUGGAUGACUUCAAGGCGGAGCUGGAAACGAAACGCAAUGAGCUCAAGUGUGUGGAGGAGGCCCUGGACGAGAUCGAGCUGUUUGACGAGGAUGAGGACAUUCCGUUCCUGGUGGGCGAGGUCUUCCUGUCGCACAAGCUCGGUGGUACGCAAAAGCUACUAGGAGAGACCAAAGAGCAAGUUCUGAAAGAGAUCGCCGCCAUUGAGGCGAAGGCCAAGGUUAUCAAAGCGGAGAUGGACGAGCUGAAGGCCCACUUGUACCAGAGGUUCGGCAGCAACAUCUCCCUGGAGAGCGACGACUAGAUCUGCGCUCUGCUACAUCGAUUGUGCAUUUUACAUUAAACAAAAUAGAGUACAUUUAAUUUAAACUCGAUUAAACCUCUGAGCUUAGAGCA
Drosophila bipectinata is the source of this 612-nucleotide messenger RNA. It is a transcript of the gene Pfdn4, whose product is annotated as prefoldin subunit 4. NCBI's taxonomy places the organism in Eukaryota, Metazoa, Arthropoda, Insecta, Diptera, Drosophilidae. The record is from RefSeq and is a predicted model, not a curated record. Gene Ontology annotation, biological process: protein folding. Gene Ontology annotation, cellular component: prefoldin complex; cytoplasm.